AAAAAUACACAGAGCCAUCAUCUGAACCGAACCUGCUCCCUGUCGUUGUGGCCAAAACUAAAGAAAAAAUAAAAGAAAAAAGCUUAAAUUCUUGCAUAAAAUAACAAAAAUCAAACAAAAAUGUAUUUCGAACUAAACCGCGAAUAGUGAUUUUAAUUAAAGCUGAAUUUUGAUUCGGAAAUAACUCGAAAUUACCGAAAAACGUAACCAUUUUUUUUUGUGGUCGUGCUCCCCGAAAGGCGUUGCCAAAUCGAAAAGCUCUGAUGGAUAAAACAACAAAACCCUAACUAUAACCUCCAGAUCCCAUGCAGGCACAACCCUUGAAAGAACACUCAAAAGAAUUACCAAAAACUAAAGCGAAAUCUACAUUAACCAUACGCACCGUUUAAAAGCACAAAAAAAAGUGAAAAAUUCACAAAAAAAAAAAUAAAGGAAAAAAAGCCGAACCAUAAAAAGCAAACAAAAAGCUAAAACUCUCUAGAGAAGGAACAGAAGCAGCAGAAUCAUCGGCAGCAAGAACAUUCUGCUGCAUAAAUAAUACACGCCACACACAGAGGGACGAGACGAGACGCACGAAAGGAAGGACCACACGCGUCAUAUAGGAGGAACCACAUACCAGGCUGAAAGAGCCAGAGAAGCGGACUCUGGAAGCAAACACACGCAUGCAGAAGGCGCAGGGGAAGGUGCUGGAUGCGGUGCUCCUGUUCUAUUAUUUAACUGCUUUCAACGUUAGCGUGUUCAACUUGACGAAAGUCGAUUGAAAGCCGCCUUCAACGGCAUCCAGCCACCAGCAUCCCUUUCUCUCUCCCGUUCAAUCAACACAGAGAGACAAAGUGAGAGAGAGAGAGAGAGAGAGCAAAAGAUAGAGUCUGUGCGAGAGAGUGUGACGGCAGGAACGACGUCAACGUCAAUCCGCUCAAUAUUUAUACAUUGAGCGGAGUCUCUUGGCCAGAAUCCAGUACCAGAGCCAGGACCCCAAAAAGCAAACGCUCCCUGGCUCUCGCUGGGCCUCAAAAUAAAUAACAUCUGACAUCUGCCCGACCCUCGAGUCGCCCCCCAUCCUCCUCCUUCCCCCCGGUCUUUCUCUGCAUCGAGAAAGCACUUAACCAUAAAGAAAGCCCCCCAACAAACGAAACUUAACGAAAAGCGAAACAAUUUCCAUACAAAAAACAUAAAACCAACCAAACGUGAACUAAAAAAAGCAAAACUAAAACAAAGCAAUGGGCGCCAAGGAAAGUGUCGAGGCAGCCGCCAAACUAAACGCCGAUGGCUGGGGUCAUGUGGAGCGAGGAAGUCGCUACCACGGCCAUCGGCACAAUCAGCGAUCGCAGUCGUUAAAUCGCGGACAGGCGCUCUCGCAGGCGGACGUGAGCGGAAUGUGGUGACAUCGGGGUGCCUCUGG
Molecule: messenger RNA, 1402 nt
Organism: Drosophila miranda
Lineage: Eukaryota; Metazoa; Arthropoda; Insecta; Diptera; Drosophilidae
Exons: 2
Coding region: 1221-1385 (54 amino acids)
Source: RefSeq, a predicted model, not a curated record